Messenger RNA from Suillus fuscotomentosus, 947 nucleotides. RefSeq lists its product as uncharacterized. Lineage: Eukaryota; Fungi; Basidiomycota; Agaricomycetes; Boletales; Suillaceae. The coding region runs from base 279 to 818 and encodes 179 amino acids. The record is from RefSeq and is a predicted model, not a curated record. The transcript is spliced from 6 exons.
UUUUGAGGGUAAUAUAGGCUUGCAGUCGUUGUGGUGAGUGGCGAACUCUGAAUCAGUCGUCACACCGCCGAAUAGCACAGUACUAGUUGUAGACUAGUGUCUGGUAAACACAUGCGACUUGGCGUGCAGGCCAGUUACUUAUUCAGGCGGUCACUAUAAUUGCCUCGUGUGUACCAAGCUUCUUGCUUCCAAGUCUGAGUCCACGCACCGGAACCUUUGUCAGAAAGCCAUAAUCCCAGUCUCCAUUCCAACUCAUCACCGCAGACUUUCAAAGCAUAAUGUCUUCCAAUAAAGGCGGCCCAAAUUCCUAUAACAACGGCGCUCCUCCCAAAUACCUCAACGAUUUUAGUAAAGCCCUUGCGAGCGAGGUUCGCAUCUUGCUAGCAGAGGUAGGAAAGCUUAGGGAUGAGCGCAGGCAGCUUCAAUUCGAAAUUGCCGAGCUUAUGGCCGUUAAAUCCAAACAUGGCGCAGGAGGUGAAUAUUCGCCUGAUUGGAGGCCACCACCUCAAGACCCGCCUCCACCUCCACCUCCCGCAGCUUCCCCACCUCCAGAAGAAGGCUUAAGUGGCCCCGCCCGUCCAGCCUGGAGAGUCGUCCAUAAACCAACAAAACGAGAAAGGCCAGCUCCCAAGAGUCUUCCUGCUCCGGCUCCCGUUCCUGCGAUUGAACCUCCAAAGCCAAAUCUGCCUGCAUGGGCCCAAUGGAGGCCAAAUCCUGCACACACACCAGCACCGAUGCCUGCACCUGUUUCCCCCAGGCCUGUGACGCCGGCUGCACGUCCCGGUCUUUUCGGUCCACCAACUCCCCCACCGAAGUAGAAGAAAUCGAACAAUUAUAGAUUUCAUGCAUCUAUAUCAACCGAUGUUUAUAUCCUUCAUCUACUGUCAUGCCGUUUCGUCAUCUCAAGUACUUAUCUCUGAAUUGAAUGAUGUCCAUUGGAGUGUGCA